This is a messenger RNA of Trichogramma pretiosum, 1134 nucleotides long. RefSeq names its product low-density lipoprotein receptor-related protein 8-like. The transcript has 3 exons. NCBI's taxonomy places the organism in Eukaryota, Metazoa, Arthropoda, Insecta, Hymenoptera, Trichogrammatidae. The coding region runs from base 1 to 1107 and encodes 368 amino acids. The record is from RefSeq and is a predicted model, not a curated record.
AUGAAAAAUUUACAUAGAAUCGUUGCCAUACUAUCACAGGUCAUUUUUUUGAUAGCGUCGUCAUCUGUCACCUUCGGGCGUUCACUGAAGAUUCAGCCACACUUGCUGCUAAUCGAACCGAACGCCAUCAGCCGCCUGACUCGGACCAAGGAUCGGUACGAUCGUCGCGUUCUCGAGCGCUUCAGCCGCAUCGGCGGCUUGGACUAUCACCUUCGACUUGGCUCGAUCUACUGGACGGAUUUGGGCACGGGGCGAAUUUUGUCGCGUCCCCUGUGGACCACGAGUUUCACGAUCGACACGCUGAUCGAGCUCGAUCCAAGAUCCUGGAGAUGCCAAGCUUUGGCGGUCGAUUAUGUCGGCGAUAAUCUGUACUUGCUCGACUCGAAAGCCUUCAAAGUUCACGUGUUCGAUUUGAAAAACAGCUCCAAACACGCGACUAUUUAUGAGGGGAAAAUGAACAAGCCUAUGGACAUCGCCCUCGAUCCAACUGCUGGAUUAGUUUUCAUAGCCGAUGGUACGAGGAUCCUUCGAAUGAACAUGGACGGUAAAUCGGUAAAAUCAAUCGUCGAGCACAAGCGUUACAACAUCAAAUCGGUGAACGUCGACCGAGUUGCGAAGCGCUUGUAUUGGUCGGAAAAAAAUUACCACAGCAUAAAGAGCUCCAGGUACGACGGCAGCGACAUGAUAGUCGUCCUGGCGAACGGCCCGAACGCCCGACUGCCCUUCGUCGUGGACACGGAUAAGCGCGCUGGCGGCGACGUCAACGUGGUGGUGUCCAAGCAGCAUUCGACUUCGCCCUACUUCCUCGGUCCAGCCAGUUUGGCCGUGCACGGAUCGGAGAUGUUCGUGUACGACGACACGCUCCACCGUAUUAUCGCGUUGACGAUCGACGAGCGAAGUGGCCAAGCCGAUCCUAGCAGUUUUCGCGUCAUCUACGACAGAAUCAUCGUCAGUGCGAUGAGAUACGUUCAUAUCGAAGGAAUAAACGAAACGACGAUCGCUGAUCCUUGCCAGGGCAACGAGUGCCCCGACAUGUGCUUGAACGCUGGCAUGAACCAUCGGACUGAGUCACUCAAACAUGCUUGUGUACCAUUAUCGGACGAAUAGUCGAGGAUAUGUUUGAGCAAUGUUAUU